Messenger RNA from Salmo salar (Atlantic salmon), 1482 nucleotides. Its product is annotated as prostaglandin reductase 1. Gene Ontology annotation, biological process: prostaglandin metabolic process. Gene Ontology annotation, cellular component: cytoplasm. Lineage: Eukaryota; Metazoa; Chordata; Actinopteri; Salmoniformes; Salmonidae. Gene Ontology annotation, molecular function: 2-alkenal reductase [NAD(P)H] activity; 15-oxoprostaglandin 13-reductase [NAD(P)+] activity. The record is from RefSeq and is a predicted model, not a curated record.
UCAUUAGGAUAUUUCUUGAUUCCUUUGUCAAUUUGCGCAGUGCCGUUUACCACCAUUGCUACAAAAGGGAUAGUCGCGCUCUCCUCCGAAACCAGUCACCCUCUCAACAUUACGUUCCACGUCCGCUAACAACUUCUUCAGCCAAUGAGAAAGUAGUCGAGCCUACCUGCCCACGCUCUUUUGCGCGUUUCUUGGUACGUUUCGAUAUUUCUUUCAUUCUGCAUGGAGAACAGUGACCUUAUACGUAUGAUUUGUUUAUAAGUUAUUCGAGUUGUCCAAAGCAAAGAACCAUGGUUGAAUCCAAGACCUGGGUCCUGGCCCGUCACUUUGAAGGCUUCCCGGAGGACAGCAACUUUGAGCUGAAGCUGGAGCAGCAGCCAGAGCCUAAAGAUGGAGAGGUGCUUCUCGAGGCACUGUUUCUCAGUGUGGAUCCAUACAUGAGACCGUUCAGCCGACUGCGUGUGAAAGAGGGGGGAGUGAUGAUCGGAACUCAAGUGGCCAAGGUGAUCCAGAGCAACAACUCAGCCUUCCCAAUCGGGUGCCAUGUGGUUGGUAGAUGUGGCUGGAGGACACACACUGUGUCUGAUGGGACAGGCCUGACACACCUUCUGUCUGACUGGCCACAAGAAGUCCCCAUGUCCCUGGCUCUGGGGGCCAUCGGCAUGCCUGGGUUAACAGCCCUGUACGGUCUGGAGGAGGUGCUGGGGCUGCAGGCUGGAGACACCCUCCUGGUGAACGCUGCAGCUGGGGCCGUGGGCUCCACUGUGGGCCAGAUCGCUAAGAUCAAGGGCUGCAGGGUGGUGGGCUCCACCGGGUCUGACGCCAAGGUGGCCUACCUCAAGGAGCUGGGCUUUGAUGAGGCCUUCAACUACAAAACAGUCAGCUCUCUGGAGGAGGUCCUGAAGACUGCCUCACCUGACGGCUACCACUGCUUCUUUGAGAACGUGGGAGGCCCUUUCUCUAGUGUGGCCAUCCCUCAGAUGAAGGAGUUUGGAAGGAUAGCCUUGUGUGGGGGCAUCUCAACAUACAAUGACACCACUCCACAAACAGGUCCCUACCCCCACCUGACCAUGAUCUUUAAGCAGCUGAAGAUGGAGGGCUUCCUGGUGGGCAGGUGGGAGCAUAAGAACCAAGAAGCUCUGAGGAGACUGAUGGCCUGGAAGAGGGAGGGGAAACUGCAGUGUCGUGAGCAUGUCACUGAAGGCUUUGAGAACAUGCCUGCUGCCUUUAUGGGAAUGCUGCAGGGAGACAAUAUUGGAAAAGCUAUUGUUAAAGUUUAGGUGGCUUCAAUGGAUAUUCUAUCAUAGAAUUAGAAUUCAAGGAACAUUCCCAUAGGAAAGCCAAACUGUAACCAUGACAUUGCAUUCUGGAAUCAUUUUUCUAUAGUGCAUUUGUAGCACAACCUUAUUACACAUUCACAUCAUAGUCCGUCCUUGAAUCCAAAUGUUUACUUUGUAAGAAGUAUUAAAGUAUUUUUAUGGC